AUGGACGUCGAUGAUGCCGGCCAGCGCAUCGCGGAUCGCAUUCAAGACAAAGACAUUAUGGAUACUACCCUAGACAAUGUUCAGGAAGCUUCGUCGAAUGUCGCCGAUCCAGAAGCUCCAGAAAAGGGCCAAGCCGCAGCAGGAGCGGAAACCACGCCCGUUCCCGAGAACUCAACAGAGAAGGAUGACGAGACCCAGCAGUCGUCAAAGCAAAAGCCACCAAUACCACAAACCCUGCCACUCACGCAAAAUCUCAUUUCCUUGUUCGGCCUUCAGCCGCUCGCAGCUACAGUCGCAAGAUCCGACCCAGUCACAGGCGAGAAGAUCAACAAGAUGAGGAAGUCUUAUGAAGGUCAACUCAAGACACUUGGACUAGCUGGCAGAAAUCGAUCGGUCAAGCACCAGGAAGGAAAACUGAUGGGGCUGAGGGAGAUGACGCUAUGGCCGGAGGAGGAGUGGCAGAAUCAGAAAAUCGGCGGCAAAGACAUUCACAAGGGUCUUCCAAGUGGAAUACUGGCCAAGCUGGACAAGGCUAUGCAGAUGCAGCCAGGGCCAUUGCCAAACAACAAUGAGUGGGAGAAUCUUCUGGGGAAUGACAACCCAAAACCGGUCGAGGCGACCAAAGCGUCGAAAAUUCCUAAUAAACCUUUGGCCAAAGCGAACGGCCAGGUUAACGGUAAUACUGCGAACGCUGAAACCGUUCGACCACAGCGCACCAAUAAAAAGCGAUCAUAUGGCGACGCCAGCUUCGAAGGCUACACAGGUUACGCCGAAGGAAUUGAGGACGAUGACGCUGACACUGGAGGAGGCUACUCAUCUGGCGAUACUCAAUUUAGCCGGAAGAGUGGCCGCGCCGCCAAGAAGCGGAAGAAGGGCUAUGGGAAUAAUUCUACAGGUUUUGGCGAUCGAAGUGGCAGCUUUAGCUCCGGUAUGGUUGGUGUAGGCGCCUACAAUCGGUAG
This is a messenger RNA of Letharia columbiana, 960 nucleotides long. RefSeq lists its product as uncharacterized. The coding region runs from base 1 to 960 and encodes 319 amino acids. Gene Ontology annotation, molecular function: transcription coregulator activity. Lineage: Eukaryota; Fungi; Ascomycota; Lecanoromycetes; Lecanorales; Parmeliaceae. The record is from RefSeq and is a predicted model, not a curated record. The transcript has 3 exons. Gene Ontology annotation, cellular component: mediator complex; core mediator complex. Gene Ontology annotation, biological process: regulation of transcription by RNA polymerase II.